UCUGCGCAGGAGUCACUCCCCACCCGCAAGCAGCACUUACGUUGGAUGGCUGUGCGACCAUGCCGAGGUGUAGUGCGAGCGGGGCAGGGCUUUGCAGUGGCGGUGGGUGUCGGGGUGGCUGAGCCAAACUAAAAUGGUUGCACUCCUGCUUGUCCUGUUGGGAGCCUUCCGGUUUAUUGCUUCCGGUUCCUCAUCUCAUUCCAUGGAUGGCAUGUACAGUGCAUUGUGGGAGCCCAGCCAAGGACUGGUCCAGUUCAGUGGGGUAACGUAUGUGGAUGGCCAGCUCGCUACUUACUACGACAGCCAGACGAGGCGGGCCCAGCCUCGCAUCUCAUGGAUGAAGAAUGUGGAGAAGUACUAUCCUCAGUUCUGGGAUAUAAACACUUGGAGAUUUCAGAGCAGUGAGCAGAGGUUCAGAAGGGACCUGGUGAAUCUGCAAAAACAUUACAACCAGACCAGAGGCUUUCACACCUGGCAGUUGGCGUGUGGCUGCGAGAUCCACGAAGACGGCCGGAGAGAAGGUUAUUGCCAGUACGGCUACGACGGGAAGGACUUCCUCUCCUUCGACAAGGAGACGCUCACCUGGACGGCAGCAGAUGUGCCGGCCCAGUUUACCAAGCGGAACUGGGAGGUUGACGUCACUUGGUCUCGUCAUUUGAAGUUCUACCUGGAGGAGGAGUGCCCUGAUUGGCUGCCGAAACUCUUGGAGUGUGGAAAGGAGGAGCUGCAGAGGAAAGAUGCAGACCACUGCACCAAAUGUCCAGAAGAUCAAUAUCCAAACAAGGGCAGAGAUCAGUGUAUCCCCAAGACUAUCACAUUCCUGGAUUAUGAAGAACAUUUGGAGAUCAUCUUAGCUUCAAUUUCCUUAUUCUUUGCUUUAACCACAGAGAUUGUGUUAGGAAUCUUCACUAAAUUCAAGGAAACACCCAUAGUCAAAGCAAACAAUUGGGAUCUCUCCUUCAUCCUCCUCAUCUCCUUCCUGCUUUCCUUUUGGUCCUCCUUCCUCUUCAUUGGCCAGCCAAGGAGAGUGACCUGCCUUCUCCGACAAACAGCCUUCAGCAUAAUCUUCUCAGUUGCUGUUUCUUCUGUCUUGGCAAAAACCAUCACUGUGGUGCUGGCCUUCCUGGCCACAAAGCCAGGGAACAGGCUGAGGAGAUGGCUGGGGAAGAGUCUGGCCAACUCCAUUGUCAUUUCCUGCACCAGUGUCCAAAUUGUCAUCUGCACCAUCUGGCUGUGGAUUUCUCCACCCUUCCCAGACUCAGACAUGCACUCCCAGCCUGGAGAGAUCAUCCUGCAAUGCAACGAAGGGUCUGUCACCAUGUUUUAUGGUGCCCUCAGUUACAUGGGCUUCCUGGCUGCCGUCUGCUUCACAGUGGCUUUCCUUGCCAGGAAGCUGCCUGGGGCCUUCAAUGAAGCCAAGCUGAUCACCUUCAGCAUGCUGGUCUUCUGCAGUGUUUGGGUCUCCUUUGUGCCCACCUACCUGAGCACGAAGGGGAAAUACAUGGUAGCCGUGCAGGUCUUCUCCAUCUUGGCCUCCAGCGCUGGGCUUCUGGGCUGCAUCUUCAUUCCCAAAUGCUAUAUUAUUGUACUGAGGCCUGAUCUCAAUACAAAGGAGCACCUGACGACAAAAACUAAAGAUGGCAUCUGAUUGUUGCCAUAUUUAUUUUUGCCUAUUUCCAGCAGAACAGAAAUGAAAUCCACAUACUUGUCUUGGGAAUACGGCUCCUUUUAUAUAAAUCUGUCUUCAUUCUGUACAAAUCAUGAAUGAUGAAAAUGAAUGCAUAAUUAUUGCAAUGGCCACAGACCCUUUGGGCUUUAUGUUUGACAUGUUUUGCUUCAUCACAGCCUGAUUCCCACUUGAUCAGCCACAAUAUAUUUGUGCUGGUAAUGCUCAUCCGGUGUCACCCUGAGUCAUUUUUCAGGAUUAUUUUCUAGCAAAUAUUGUUCAGUGGCAACAUUGCGUUAAAUCAUCAUUAUCUUCUGUUUAUUUUUAUGGUAACCUUUCCACAAAAUUAUGCUCAAAGUAGAUCACAAUAAUCCAAAUGAAGAAUAAAUAUAACAGAUCUUAGAAACUAUUAAAAAUAGUAUCAAUGAGUAAGUAAAAGAUCAAUCCAAUAUUCAAUAAAAAUACAAAAAAGCUAACCUAACUUUAAUAGCUUAAAAUAAACUAAAUGAUAGUUCCAACACAAAGAUAGUUCACUAGCAUCCAAAUGAUCACCACAUUCCAGAUAAUGUACUUGUAUCCAAUAAUUUGGACCUGAGACUCAGUCUUCAAACACCCAUGGUCCUCAUCCCAUCUUUCACCAGGUGCAGUGCAGACACUUCCACCCUGCUUCUCACCCAGAGGGGCCUUUUGCCCACCAUUAUUGUGUGCUCACCCCAUAUAGCAGCCAAUAAUUUUCUUUCUACACUCUUCCACUAUGCAAUAUAGAAUCAUCCAGGCUGGGGCCACAAACAACAUUUCAAGGGGUUACACCCCUAUGGAGCCCCCUGAACUAUAGAUGCUAAAAGUGUAUCCCCUGCCCAGAGCUUGGAAGUAACUCGUUAUUUUUAACGAGUUACUUGUAAUUCGUUACAAUUUUAAAUAACGAGUGGGUAAUUCCAUUACAUUUGGCAAGUAACGGAACGACUAGUAAUUUCCCUACUUUUCAGCUGCAACUCUGACGUUUCCACGUUAGGUUGCACAUUACUUGGGGGCGGGAACAAGGGGAAGUCAGCUCCUGGCUGUGAUUGGUUAACACAAGACAUGUGUCUCACACUGAUUGGACCUCUGCACAGACUCUCUCUUCCCUCGUGAUCUGUGUUAGGAGGCACGAGGGAAGAGGUGAAUAGGCAGGGCCUGCUAGCAUCUGAGAGGAAAAAAUGGACGCCGGAGGAAAAAGCCAGGGCAAGGACAACGGAGGAGAAGGCAGCAGCAGAAUGGCGAAGAGCUGUGGAGGUGAGUGACGAUGAUUUGUGUGUUUGUGUGUGUGCCCCCCGCGGCACCGUUCUGCCCCCCCACCCCCCCACGGCCCCCUCCAUCAAUCACAAGGCACUUCUGAAACUUCGGCCUUCUCUUCCUUCCCCCCCUUUUUGAACUUUCCCCCUUGUUCCCAUGCAUACCUGUGUGCUGUAUUUAUCCAGACAGAGCACUCCUGCCUUUUAAAAUGCCGGCUAGCUUUUUAUUAUAUAUUUAUUUC
Rhineura floridana is the source of this 3179-nucleotide messenger RNA. RefSeq names its product major histocompatibility complex class I-related gene protein-like. The transcript is spliced from 5 exons. Gene Ontology annotation, molecular function: G protein-coupled receptor activity. Gene Ontology annotation, cellular component: external side of plasma membrane; membrane. Gene Ontology annotation, biological process: G protein-coupled receptor signaling pathway; immune response. The record is from RefSeq and is a predicted model, not a curated record. Bases 134 to 1648 code for a protein of 504 amino acids. NCBI's taxonomy places the organism in Eukaryota, Metazoa, Chordata, Lepidosauria, Squamata, Rhineuridae.